AUGGGCAAACAACAAGAUACGACACUUGACCAGCACGUGUCAGGCCAAGCUAAUGGCAACGGCCUCUCAAAGCCUGCUCACGCACUCACAUUCGCUCAAGUCACGGAGGACAUCAAGGCCAAUGCUGAGAACGGUCUUUCGUCAGCAGAAGCCAAAGAACGACACAGCAAGUAUGGCACCAACGAGCUUGGUGAUGCGGGUGGUGUUGAACCUGGAAAGAUUCUCAUUCGACAAAUCGCAAACGCGAUGACCUUAGUACUCAUCAUGGCUAUGGUUGUCAGUUUUGCGAUCAAGUCAUGGAUCGAAGGCGGCGUUGUUGCAGCAGUUAUCGGACUGAAUAUCGUCAUCGGCUUUAUGCAAGAGUUCAAGGCCGAAAAGACCAUGGAUUCACUCAAAUCACUCAGCUCCCCUACCGCCAAUGCUGUUCGUGAUGGCAAGACUGUCAACAUUCCCACCGUCGAGAUUGUCCCCGGCGAUAUGGUUGAGAUCAAGACUGGUGACACGGUACCCGCAGAUGUCAGACUUAUCGAAGCAGUCAACUUCGAAACAGACGAAGCCCUGUUGACUGGAGAGUCCUUGCCCGUGAGAAAAGACGCCGACGCCGUAUUUGACGAAGACACCGGACCCGGCGAUCGUCUCAAUGUCGCCUACUCUUCCUCAGUCGUCACCAAAGGUCGUGCUCGUGGUAUUGUCUACGCUACUGGCAUGUACACCGAGAUCGGAUCGAUCGCCGCAGCACUUCGCAAGAAAGACUCGAGAGUGAGACCUGUUAAGCGCAAGCCUGAUGGCUCUGCUAAGCCUCACCGAUACGCACAAGCCUGGACGUUGACCUUGUCUGAUGCCAUUGGUCGCUUCCUCGGUAUCAACGUCGGAACUCCCCUCCAGAAGCAGCUGUCGAGACUCGCAGUAUUGCUCUUCUUCAUUGCUGUGAUCUGUGCUAUCAUCGUUGAGGCCGCGAACAACUUCAGCAGCCAGCAAGAGGUCAUCAUCUACGCUGUUGCCACGGGUCUCAGUAUGAUCCCCGCGUCUCUCGUCGUCAUCCUUACCAUUUGUAUGGCCGCUGGUACCAAAAGAAUGGUUGAGCGCCAUGUCAUCGUCAGAAAUCUGCGUUCCCUUGAGGCCCUUGGCGGUGUUACUGAUAUCUGCUCUGACAAGACUGGUACACUGACACAAGGCAAGAUGAUGGCGAAGAAGGCUUGGAUUCCUGCCAAAGGUACUUAUUCGAUCGGAGAGACCGAUGAGACCUCCAACCCUACCAUUGGCGAACUCCAAUUCACCCCUGAUGAACCAAGAAACAUUAAAGCCGGAGAAGAGAAGCACGAUGUUGUUGCAUACGAUGAUGAACUCAAGGACAAUGAACACCUGGGACACUUCCUCAGAGUAGCUGCUUUGGAUAACCUGGCCAUCGUCCAAAAGGACGAGGACGAUAAGUGGACGGCACGUGGCGAUCCCACUGAAAUCGCAAUUCAGGUGUUCGCAGCUCGAUUCGGCUGGAACAAAUCAACCUUUGUCUCUGGAAACAAGCCCAUGUGGAAGGAGGUCGCUGAGUUUCCAUUUGAUUCAGAUGUCAAGAAAAUGUCUGUCAUUUUCGAGGAAGCUGCUACCGGCAAGAAGCAAGUGUUCACCAAGGGUGCCGUUGAGCGAGUCAUCGGCUCCUGUAUCAAUCUUUACCAAGACGAGUCCGGAAAGCCUGUCGAGAUGACCGAAGCCAUCCAAGCAGAAAUCUUGCAGAACAUGGAGGCCAUCGCUUCCCUUGGCUUGAGGUGUUUGGCACUGGCCAGCAAGGACUUUGAAGGUGAAAUCAACAAGGAUGAAGAGGUCGACCGUAACUCCAUUGAAAACGGUCUGACCUUCCGAGGUCUUGUUGGGCUCUACGACCCACCUCGCCCUGAGUCCGCUUCCUCGGUUCGCCAGGCUCACGAGGCCGGCAUAAUCGUUCACAUGUUGACUGGCGACCACAAAGGUACUGCGCAGGCAAUCGCUGCUGAUGUCGGUAUUCUUCCCACGCACAUGAAAGAUCUGUCCAAGGAGGUCUUGGAUGCUAUUGUCAUGGAGGCCAGUUCUUUCGACAAGCUCAGUGACGACGAAAUCGACGCCCUCCCCGUCCUUCCACUGGUCGUUGCUCGUUGCGCGCCCAACACGAAAGUUCGCAUGAUCGAGGCUCUACACAGACGCAAGGCUUUCGCUGCCAUGACUGGUGAUGGUGUAAACGAUUCACCUUCUCUCAAGCGCGCAGAUGUUGGUAUCGCCAUGGGUCAAUCUGGUUCUGAUGUCGCUAAGGAUGCCUCCGAUAUCGUCUUGACCGACGACAACUUUGCCAGUAUCCUCAACGCCGUCGAAGAAGGUCGCCGCAUGUUCGACAACAUCCAAAAGUUCAUUCUUCAUCUUCUCUCUCAGAACAUCGCCCAGGCAUGCACUUUGCUUAUUGGUCUUGCCUUCAAGGAUCUCGACGACCUCUCCGUUUUCCCCAUUUCACCCGUCGAGAUUAUGUGGAUUAUCAUGAUUACCAGUUCUUUCCCUGACAUGGGUUUGAGUUUCGAAGAAGCCGUUCCGGAUGUUAUGCGCCGCCCUCCUCAAAGCCUGAAGCGUGGCGUGUUCACAUUCGAAGUUCUUCUCGACAUGCUUGUCUAUGGCCUCUGGGUCGCCGCACUUUGCUUGUGCUCUUUCUGCCUUGUCCUCUACGGCUUUGAAGAUGGCAAUGUUGGCCGCAUUCCUGCUACUGGUUGCAACAACUCUUGGUCUCCCGAGUGCGAUGUUGUUUUCCGUGCCCGUUCAACUUGCUUUGCCACGCUGACAUGGUUCUCGCUCUUCCUUGCCUGGGAGAUGAUUGACCCCCGUCGCAGCUUCUUCCGUAUGAAGCCCGACUCCGACCGCUACUUCACCCAGUGGAUGUUCGAUGUCUGGCGCAACAAGUUCCUGUUCACGUCCGUCGUUGCAGGCUUUGUCCUCAUCUUCCCGGUUCUCUACAUCCCUGUCAUCAACCACGACGUCUUCCGUCACACUGGCAUCUCGUGGGAGUGGGGCAUUGUCUUUAUUGCUACCCUCAUCUUCUUCAUUGGCAUUGAGUCUUGGAAGUGGGGCAAGCGCAUCUAUUUCCGUCACCAAGCAGCAAAGGCAGGCUCUGAAGCUCAGGAUAUUGAGACUGCCAUCUUUGGCAAAUACAUGCGCGAUCUCACGCCUGUUGGCAGCUGGUCACAAUCCACAAUGAAGGGGGAAGCCUGA
Aureobasidium melanogenum CBS 110374 is the source of this 3222-nucleotide messenger RNA. Its product is annotated as Na(+)/Li(+)-exporting P-type ATPase. The record is from RefSeq and is a predicted model, not a curated record. The transcript is spliced from 3 exons. Gene Ontology annotation, molecular function: ATP hydrolysis activity; P-type calcium transporter activity; ATP binding. Gene Ontology annotation, cellular component: plasma membrane. NCBI's taxonomy places the organism in Eukaryota, Fungi, Ascomycota, Dothideomycetes, Dothideales, Saccotheciaceae. The coding region runs from base 1 to 3222 and encodes 1073 amino acids. Gene Ontology annotation, biological process: calcium ion transmembrane transport; intracellular calcium ion homeostasis.